AUGAAUGUGUAUAUGAUAUGCAUGAUUGUUUUCCAGGUUGGUGAGGCUUCUGAACAAGAUGGUUACACAUCGGCAUCAUUCCAUCCACAUGGUCUUUUGCUUGGAACAGGAAUGACUACUGCUGUUGUCAAAAUUUGGGAUAUGAAAACUCAGUCACAUGUUGCAAAUUUAAAGGGCCACGUUGGACCUGUCACAGCCAUGUCUUUCUCUGAAAAUGGUUACCUCUUAGCGACUGCAGCUCGUGAUGGUGUCCGGCUUUGGGAUGUUCGUAAAUUAACAAAUAUGAGGACUAUUUCUCCUUAUGAUUCAGGCACGCCAACCAAUGCGGUGGAAUUUGAUUCAAGUGGAAGCUAUCUUGGCAUUGGUGGUUCAGAUGCAAGGGUUUACCAAGCAGACAAGGCUGAAUGGAACAUUAUCAGGACACUGCCAGACCUAUCAGGAACAGGGAAAGUAACUUCCCUGAAGUUUGGAGCCGACGCCAAUUACAUUGUUGUAGGUUCGAUGGUCUAUAACCUACGGAUAUUUGGUCUCCCUGGGGAUGAACAAAUGGACGUCUGA
Messenger RNA from Miscanthus lutarioriparius, 558 nucleotides. The record is from the annotation of a GenBank genome assembly. Lineage: Eukaryota; Viridiplantae; Streptophyta; Magnoliopsida; Poales; Poaceae.